AUGACCGCCGUCGCGCCGCCGUCCAAGAGCGAUAUCCUCAUCUACGCCGAGCUGCUCACCAAUAUCCGACAUAUCACCAUCAAAGCAUGUCUCCCCUCGCCUGCCGACCAUACCACCACGGCUGAAAUCUUUGACGAGGGACACAAAUUUCGCAUCAACCACAAUGGAGUCACGGCCGAGGCUGUUCUUCCCGCGACCGCACCUGUGAAAGGGGCGCUACCGGUAUCACAGAAAGGAUCCAUUGAACUCACCUGGAGACUUCCUUUGCAACCUGUCCACGCGCCGGAGAGGCAGUUCCUUCCUGAGAACCAGCCAUUGCCUUGGUCGGCGUCAGACGUCAAGCCUGGAUCCUCCGUCUCGUGCCGAGCGUGCAACCAAGUUUUCCUACGAAAUGGAGUAAUUCGGAUCUGGAAAGAUUUGCCCAGUGAAAAUUGGGCGGAGAUGAUGGAGUUUUGGCAUUGCCAUAAACCUGUUGAACACGAUAAGCCGGAAGAGAGCGACCUACAGCGUCGCGGCUAUGGGGCGGCCAGUGCCAUCACAGCCCAGCCUGGAGUAGGAUUCGUCGACAUCACAUCGUUUCUCUUCGCCGAGUUAGAUUGCAGCUCAAUAAAAUUUGCUUCCCCAAAAUCAUCUGAAAAAUUUGAUAGAAGCGAAAGCGCAAUUCAAGCUACCAACGAGGAAAAAUUCCUCAACGUAAACUGCAGCAAUUGCGCCUCGAAUGUCGGCACAUUCAGUGUCCUUGCAUUCACAGUCGCCUUCUUCAAAUGGCAAAUCGCUUGCGAGGUAUCGCCGGUCCAAGAAGCUCCUUCAAGUUCUGAAUGCCUUGUCGCCACACUUCUUUCUACUAUAGCUCGAUCCGGAUCCUCCAAGUCGGUUGUCAUGCCACGAAAUAUGUCUUCGGCAGACGAAUCAUCGCAUCACUUACAGCUGUGGGUGCUCAACAACCACAUCAUCUUUACCAGCAACCAGAUCAGUACUCCUACAUCUGCGGUCAAGGUGCUAUUCAAGGAGAUUGGGGAAAAGGAGGCUCUUGACUUGGUGGAAUCUUUGUCAAACGACGUCCAGGAUAUCAACUUCCCAGCGCCAGCAAUACAAGUGGCGCGCGAGACUUUGAAAAGCAGCCAAGACAUGCUGCCUUUAUCCGAGCGGUCAUUCCAGGAAUGGCAAGUUGGUCUGCUCGAAAGAUGGGUGCCCCAGCGAGCCUGA
This is a messenger RNA of Akanthomyces muscarius, 1206 nucleotides long. RefSeq lists its product as uncharacterized. Gene Ontology annotation, cellular component: nucleus; ubiquitin ligase complex; cytosol. The coding region runs from base 1 to 1206 and encodes 401 amino acids. The record is from RefSeq and is a predicted model, not a curated record. NCBI's taxonomy places the organism in Eukaryota, Fungi, Ascomycota, Sordariomycetes, Hypocreales, Cordycipitaceae. Gene Ontology annotation, molecular function: ubiquitin conjugating enzyme binding; cyclin binding; ubiquitin protein ligase activity. The transcript has 2 exons. Gene Ontology annotation, biological process: protein autoubiquitination; protein monoubiquitination; protein polyubiquitination.